UUUUCUUUCUUUAUAAGAAAUGGCUUAUUAUCCAUCACGAAAACCCGAACCCUACAUUCAAGCGAUCUGUAAACAAUGUUCUUCCCCCUUAGAGUUUCUUCCUGCUCCAGGUACUAAGAACGAAAAGGUUGAAGUACAAUGUUGGUCCUGCCAGACUGUCUCAAAUUUUGAGGUGGAUGCCACAGGCACAAAAGUAAAAACAACUCGAUCGACUUCAAAGUGGUCAAGAAAAAAGGGUUCAGAUGAAAACCCAGUUUCGACGGAAUACUACGAUUCGCUUGGCAUAACACCUUCUGCCACACAAAACGACAUAAAAAAGGCAUACAGAAAAAUGGCUAUCAAAUACCAUCCUGACAAAAAUCCCAACGAUUCGACUGCUGAAGAAAAAUUCAAAAAAAUAUCAGAAGCAUAUCAGGUUCUAUCGGAUCCUGCAUUAAGAAAAAGAUAUAAUGAAUUUGGAGAAGAGAAUGGUGUCAGACCAGAUGGCGGUUUCGUUGACCCUGAGGAUUUCUUUAAGCAGGCGUUUGGUGGAGAUAGAUUUGUUGAUAUCAUUGGAGAAAUAUCCAUUGGAAAAGAUAUGAGGGACGCAUUAGAGACACAUGAAGAAGGCGCUGAUGAAAUAGACCCCAAGACAUUAACACCUGAGCAAAAAGCAGAACGUGAUGAAAAAAAACAAAAAUUAGAUAAAGCUCGUGCCGAAGCUAGAGAAAGUCGCGUUGAGUCUUUAGCGGCCAAAUUGAUUAAUAAGUUGAGCUUAUACACUGAGCUUAAUGAUAUUUCAGAAGACGCAAGAUAUGCUGCCUUUUCAAACAUUAUUCAAAUAGAAGCAGAGGAUUUAAAACGCGAAAGUCAUGGUGUAGAACUGUUAAAUGCAAUUGGAUAUACUUACUUGACAAAAGCCACCCAAUAUAUCAACAAGGGAUUUGCCUUUGGUUUAGGAGGCAUGUUUCAUUCGAUGAAAGAAAAGGGGUAUAUAAUUAGUGAAACAGUUGGGACACUCCGUUCUGCUCUUGAUCUUCAAUCAAGUUAUAGUGAGCUUCAAAAGGCCGAAGAAAAGGGUGAUUUAACGGAUGAACAGCGUGUCAAGUUGGAAACGGAAGCUGCAACCAAGGGUCUCCAAGCCAUUUGGAGAGGCUCCAAGUUGGAGGUUGAGAGCGUUUUGAGGGAAGUAUGUGAUCGAGUUUUGACUGAUCCCACUGUAUCCAGGGAAACAUUGAAAAAUAGAGCUAUAGGGUUAAAAAUUAUUGGUACCAUUUACCAAAGAGUUAAAUCGGAUGUCACUCCUGAAGACAUACCUAUUCCAAUCACACCUUCUGCUUCUCCUCCUCCUCCUCCUCCUCCUUCCUUAUCAACAAGAAUUGAAUAAAUCAUUUAAAUAUGUGACUAUUUUAUUUCCUUAA
Molecule: messenger RNA, 1400 nt
Organism: Mucor mucedo
Lineage: Eukaryota; Fungi; Mucoromycota; Mucoromycetes; Mucorales; Mucoraceae
Product: X-domain of DnaJ-containing-domain-containing protein
Exons: 5
Coding region: 20-1366 (448 amino acids)
Source: RefSeq, a predicted model, not a curated record